Messenger RNA from Lobosporangium transversale, 1963 nucleotides. RefSeq names its product ATP-utilizing phosphoenolpyruvate carboxykinase. Lineage: Eukaryota; Fungi; Mortierellomycota; Mortierellomycetes; Mortierellales; Mortierellaceae. The coding region runs from base 321 to 1952 and encodes 543 amino acids. Gene Ontology annotation, cellular component: cytosol. Gene Ontology annotation, molecular function: phosphoenolpyruvate carboxykinase (ATP) activity; ATP binding. Gene Ontology annotation, biological process: gluconeogenesis. The record is from RefSeq and is a predicted model, not a curated record. The transcript is spliced from 2 exons.
CAAGCCUUUCAUUUUAUUUCAGUCUAUUCAAUCCAUUCAUUCAUCUAUUUCAAAAUACACCAACAUUAUUGUUUCCUACAGAUGCACAUGCACUUAUACUUCAACUUCUACAAACUUCAACAACCCUCUUGAGGCACUUGUCAAUCCUUAUAAAUACCGUGCAACAUCCCCGCAUUUUAUUGUUCUUUGACAUUCAUCAUUCUUUUGCUUAAUUUUCAUUUAGCUUUCAUCCUCGCCUUCACUUCCUCUCUUCACUUUCCAAGCGUCUUUGCUAUAGCCUCGCCCUCCCCACUCUUCAAAUACACUCUAUCAAAGUCAAAAUGAAGUCGCCUACUCCCUCCAUCCACAAGCACGAUCCCGAACUCGAGGCCUCCGUUGGCAAGGACGGUAUUGACUACUCCCACGUUCACUUGAUCCGUAAUGCCUCUGUCGCCAGAUUGUACGAGGAUGCCCUUCGCUACGAGGCUGGCACCUAUGUCUCCUCCACUGGUGCCCUCGUCACCUCCUCCGGAAAGAAGACUGGUCGCUCACCCAAGGACAAGCGUAUUGUUGACGAGUCCUCAACCACUGAGGAUAUCUGGUGGGGCCCUGUUAACACAAAGAUGACCGAGCAAUCCUUCUUGAUUAACCACGAGCGUGCUGUUGACUACUUGAACACCCGUGAGCGUCUCUAUGUCUUUGACGGAUUUGCUGGCUGGGACCCCAAGUACCGCAUCAAGAUUCGCGUUGUCUGCGCCCGCGCUUACCAUUGCUUGUUCAUGCGCAACAUGUUGAUUCGUCCCACUGAGGAGGAGCUCAAGAACUAUGGCGAACCCGACUUCACCAUCCUCAACGCUGGUGCCUUCCCCGCCAACAGAUACACCACUGGCAUGACCUCCACCACCUCAGUCUCUAUCAACUUCAAGCUUCGUCAGAUGGUCAUUCUCGGAACUGAAUAUGCAGGAGAGAUGAAGAAGGGUGUCUUCACCAUCAUGCACUACCUUAUGCCAAAGGCUGGCGUUCUUUCCCUUCACUCCUCUGCCAACCAGGGCCCUGAAGGAGAUACCUCUCUCUUCUUCGGUCUCUCUGGAACUGGAAAGACCACCCUCUCUGCCGAUCCCGCCCGCGCCUUGAUUGGAGAUGAUGAGCACGUCUGGACCGACACUGGAGUCUUCAACAUUGAGGGAGGAUGCUACGCCAAAUGCAUUGAUCUUUCAGCUGAGAAGGAGCCAGAGAUUUUCGGCGCCAUCCGCUUCGGUUCUGUUCUCGAGAACGUUGUCUUUGAUGAAGAUACUCGCAUUGUCGAUUACGCUGACAAGUCUCUUACCGAGAACACCCGCUGCGCUUACCCCAUCGAGUACAUUCCUAACGCUCUCUUGCCCUGCAUUGGAGCUCACCCCAAGAACAUCAUCAUGUUGACCUGCGAUGCCUUCGGUGUCCUCCCCCCUGUCUCCAAGUUGACCUCUGCCCAGGCCAUGUACCACUUCAUCUCUGGUUACACUGCAAAGAUCGCAGGUACGGAAGAGGGCGUCACUGAGCCCGAGGCCACCUUCUCUGCUUGCUUCGGUCAGCCCUUCUUGGUUCUCCACCCAACUCAGUAUGCCACCAUGUUGGCUCAAAAGAUGCAGGAGCACAAGGCUGAUGCCUGGUUGAUCAACACUGGCUGGAACGGUGGUGUCUAUGGAGUUGGAAAGCGUAUUGCUCUCAAGUACUCUCGUGCCAUCAUCGAUGCUAUCCACAGCGGAGAGCUCAAGAACGCUGAAUACGAGACCUACCCCGUGUUUGGCCUUGAGAUCCCCAAGGCCGUCAGUGGUGUCCCCGCCGAGGUCUUGAACCCAUCUGUUGCCUGGCAAGGAACCCCUGAGGAGUACAACGCCACCGUCACCAAGUUGGCUAACCUCUUCAACGAGAACUUUGGCAAGUAUGCUGAUCAGGCUACUGAGGAUGUUAUCGCUUCCGGCCCCAAGCUUUAAACAAACCAAGC